GCACUGCACCUAAAACACUGUUUGUGAAUGUGAACCAUCCACCUCAGAAUCACUCUGCCUUUCGCAUUUUUUUUGCGAGUCCACGCAGAUUCCUUCUGCAACUGAUACCAUUGUGAACCUUCGAGUUGGGACAGCAGCUACCUUCUCUGAAUCCAACAGCGUGCUACGACUUCUUUCUACUCCAUGCUUCUCCGUUAUCUCCUGUGCGUUCGCUCGUCUGCCCUGAAAAGUUUCGGUCGUGAGGAUAAAAGGACAUCUUGAAUCUUCAAAGGGAUUGUUUUAAACAACGAAGAGGAACUUCAGGAUGACCCCUCAGUGAGACUGACCCACGACCCGAAUUCCUCCGCGCAGAGACCCACCCCCCUCCCCCCCCCCUCGACCCCAGUGUCUGACUCUCUCCAGUGCCGAGUCCCCUACCUAACACCGCCACCAUAAACCCCACACUGUCCACCUUCCUCCCCUCCUCCCUCGUCAGCUCGCCCCCUCCCCCGCAUCCCCUCCCGGACUCCAUCAUGGACCUCCACCGCGCGGCCUUCAAGAUGGAGAGCUCCUCCUACCUGCCCAACCCACUGGCGUCGCCGGCGCUCAUGGUGCUGGCGUCCACGGCCGAGGCCAGCCGCGACGCCUCCAUCCCCUGCCAGCAGCCGCGCCCGUUCGGCGUGCCCGUGUCCGUGGAGAAGGACGUGCAUCUGCCCUUCAACAACGGCUCCUACACCUUCGCCUCCAUGUACCACCGGCAGGGCGGCGUGCCGCCAGGCUUCCCCAACCGGGACUUCCCGCCGUCGCUGCUCCACCUGCACCACCAGUUCGCGCCGCCCAACCUGGACUGUUCGCCCAUCAGCAUGCUCAACCACAGCGGCGUGGGCGCCUUCCGGCCCUUCGCCUCGCCGCACGAGGACCGGGAUGCCGCCGCCACGGCCGCGGCUGCCGCCGGGGGCUACCAGUCGGCCUUCACCCCGGCCAAGCGCCUCAAAGGCUGCCUGGAGGCAGACGCCUCCCCGCACCUGCGCUACUCCGACGCAGAGGGGAAAGAGUACGACUUCGGCGGGGGACAGAUCCCCUCAGGCUCUCCCAGCGCGCUCAAGAUCGUGGAGGACGCCGGCAAAAAGAUUUUCGCCGUGUCGGGCCUGCUGUCGGACCGCGAGACCUCGUCCAGCCCCGAGGACCGCAUCGACCGCUGGACACACACCUGCGUUCACUUGAGGCCUCAGACUAACAGGUGUGCAGCACAGCAGCUAAGGGCCAGCGCUAGCUCGACACAUCUCUACCAGAGCCAGGAGGAGGAAGUGACAGUUUUUGUUUAUGGGCCCGACAAGAAAUAUGGACGAGGGAGGGAGACGUCAGAUAUCAGAGGUAAGAAGAAGGUGUCCAUGUAUGACAGCCAGGCUCCUAUCUGCCCUAUCUGCCAAGUGCUGCUACGCCCUGGAGAGCUGCAGGAACACAUGGAGCAGGAAAUGGAGAAACUCAUACACAUCAGUAAGAACCCACAACACAAGGACAACGCCACACCGGGCACGCCCAAGUCGCUCCUAUUGUCCGUGCACAUCAAACGCGAGGGCGAGUCUCCUGUCGUGUCCCCACUCUCAUCGGACGACGCUCACCACUCCGACAGAUACCAGACAUUUUUACGGGUUCGGGCAAACAGACAAACACGAUUGAAUGUCGAUGUCCACUGCUGGUGCAGGCGCUCAGGCAAGGAAUGUGUCAAAAGCCCCCCAAACCCAGUGCCCAGCGGUGUGCCCCUAGCCCCUUGCUGCCUACGCCACGCGCGGAUUGGGAAGAUGAAGCGCCGGAAGCCUGAGGAUGGACAGGUAUGUCCACUGUGCAGCGCCCCGCUGGCAGGGACAGAGGAGGAGAUGAGUAGGCAUGUGGAGCAGUGUCUGUUUAAGAGGGAAGGAGUGUGCGGCCCCGAGGACGACUCCGCCGACGCCGACGGAGAGAACGGAACCCGCUUCGAGGAGUACGAGUGGUGUGGCCAGAAGAGGGUCCGAGCCACCACCCUGCUGGAGGGCGGCUUCCGAGGAACUGGCUUUGCCGUGUGUAGCACAAAGGAGAGCCACGACAGCGACGCAGACCUGGACGUGGACGGUGACGACACACUGGAGUACGGCAAAGCACAGUACACAGAAGCAGAUAUCAUUCCGUGCUCUGGGGAGGACCACGGAGACACCAAAGAACGGGAGGCGCUGCGCGGCGCCGUGCUAAACGGUGGAAUGCCCUCUAACAGAAUAACGCCCGAGUUCUCCAAAUGGGCCAGCGACGAAAUGCCUUCCACCAGUAACGGCGAGAGCAGCAAGCAGGACCUCAGCUCCCCGUCCACAUCCUCCGCACCCAGGACCUGCAAAAACAGCGAGAUUGAGAAGAUCACGGAGGACUCGACGGCCACCACACUGGAAGCCCUGAAGGCUCGCAUCCGGGAGCUGGAGAAGCAGAUCCUCAGGGGAGACCGCUACAAGUGUCUCAUCUGCAUGGAUUCCUACACCAUGCCUCUCACCUCCAUCCAGUGCUGGCACGUUCACUGUGAGGAAUGCUGGCUUAGGACUCUGGGAAACAAGAAACUCUGCCCACAAUGCAACACCAUCACGUCGCCAGGGGAUCUCCGGAGGGUCUACUUGUGAAGAGACACGGCUACCGACUGGAUGCUAACUCUUCUCUUCACCCCCCACCCUACCCCUAAUUUCCAGUACUCUCAGUGUAUUUUUUUUUUUUGGGGGGGGGGGGGGGGGGGGGGUUGUUUUGUUUCGUUUCGUUUCGUUUCGUUUCGUUUCGUUAUUUGUUUUCGUUCUUCAAGAAGGCCCUAAAGGUUUCCCCUAAUUUCUCCAAAUGUAAGACACAGACGUUUGUCUGGGGAAAGAACUCGAAAGGGGAUGACCGAUGAACCAGGCCACGGAACAGACUCUCCUAGGGUCCAUUUUGCGAUGCGGUCCAUCCUGAACGACUGCUCUUCAGAAAGAGCGAGCUGCCCCCUGGUGGUGGUCUGUGGUAGAGCGCCUGGUACUUCCUGCUCCGCCCUCCACUCUGCUCCCCUCCUCAUCCCUCCCUCUCCACCACUCUGUGUGACUCCGCCGCCCCAACCACCACCACCACCCUCCCACCCCCCGCCCUCGGCCUCGGUGGAAGAGACGUCUUUGCUCCCAGCAACGCUGCUACUCCUGCUGCGAUGUCCACCCUCACCUCCUCUCCUCACGCUGCUCCACGGCCACCUGACCACUGAACAAUUACAGGGGAACUAAGGGGGGAAUGAAGACGUUAAAAAAAAAAAGAGAGAGAAAUGUCAACUUCUGAGCUUUGAAACCAAAAUGGACGACUGCUAACCUCCUGUGGGACUCUACAUAUCUCUCUCUCUCUCUACUUGUUGAUUUACUUCCUCCCAGCAUUUCUUCUUUUGUGGUGUUCUAGUGAAGUCAACCAAAAUUCAAUGAAUCUGUGCAAGCACAUGUAAAAUAGUCUAUGUAUGUUUACAGUGUUGUGAGUAAAUGACAUAGAGAGCGCUUGUAUACACACAUAUAUAAACUGACAUAUACACUUACACACACACACACACACUCUCUAAAAUGUAUACAUAUGCAUAUACACACACACGUACAUGCAAACAUUCAUAAACCCCACAGAGGUAUAUAUUAAUAAGGUCCAGUUUUAGUUUGGGUACGGGUGGGAUAUGGGUAGGUUUGGGGCUAUGUUGAAAUCUCUGGGGUAAAAAAAAAAAAAAAGAAAACUGAAAAACCCUCUGUAUUUUUAAACAGAUGUUGUUGUCUUGAGGUUGAAGUUGUAUUUCAUUGUACAGGAAGAAAUUUAAGUAUUAAUAAUAAUAAACUACUCAAACUAGGAAUUAAAAAGGUUUAGAUGGUGUACAUUUUUCAUUCAGUCAUAAACUAGUAAAUCUAAUGCCAUUUGACUUUUCUAUGAGUCAAUAUAUUUCCUUUUAAAUAUCCCCACAGUACCUCCUGAGCCUACUCUGUUGGUGUAUUGUAAUAUAAAUAUGACUAUGUGUGCGCUACUGAGCGAUCAGCAGUGCAUGAAGGGAAAUGGCCACAGGAGCUCUUCACACUAACACACAGUCUGACCAGGCCAACAUGUCCGGAAGAAUCUCAUUGAAGUUGCAAAGGUGUUUUUUGUUUUUUUUUAGUGUGCAGUUUUACUGUCUCAGAAUGGCUUAGCCAGUUGUUUUUACAAAACAGCAGUGCAGUGGGGAAUUGCACAGGUUUGCUAAGUUCUAAUACUCCAGACCAGUGUGUGUGUGUUUGAAUUUCAAUUGAGAGUGUGUGUGUGUGUGUGUGUGAGGUGAAAUCCCACAGGACCCCCUCCAGUCAGUCUGCCCUGGCAGUGUGCUUUGUGUUUUGUAAAACUAUGUAUCCUGUGAUUUCUGUGUCGGUGUAAGCAAGGGGGGGAAAGAGAAACCUAUAUAAUGGGAAAUACACAUCUUUGCUGAUCAUGGCACCACAAUAAAGCUACAUAUGUUUUUUUAAAGUAA
Alosa sapidissima (American shad) is the source of this 4471-nucleotide messenger RNA. RefSeq names its product ring finger protein 220a (gene rnf220a). The record is from RefSeq and is a predicted model, not a curated record. Bases 513 to 2618 code for a protein of 701 amino acids. The transcript is spliced from 17 exons. Gene Ontology annotation, molecular function: metal ion binding; ubiquitin protein ligase activity. NCBI's taxonomy places the organism in Eukaryota, Metazoa, Chordata, Actinopteri, Clupeiformes, Clupeidae. Gene Ontology annotation, biological process: protein ubiquitination.